AAAGCAGCUUGAUUUUUCCACCUCCCACUUAGAAUAACUCGUAAUUCUUAUAUUUACUGGGCUUCUGCUUUCGUAUAUCGUUGCAUGUAAAGAAAUCAAUAAGGGAAUAAUGGAGAGCUGCAUUUAAAUCGAAUACCCUGCUGCUAACUUAAUGUUGCCAUUUGAAAAGCGUGUGCCUAAAUCUUCUGGAUUCCCAGACAUCGAGGUUAAGGGUGGAAUUAAAUGGAAGGCUUGAACAGUAAAGAAGGAGUAAUUAGAGUAACAGGUUUUAUGAAAGGACUUUACACGGAUUUUGAAUUGAAAUCAGAUAACGUUAAGGGAGCACCGGUGAGGGCUCUUGGUGUUAAUGGAGACGAUCUCAAAAUCCUACCUUUGUGGCAGUUGUUUGUUUUAAUCUGCUCGGAAGAGUCAAAGGAUAAAGAUGCCAAAAUCAGCUUUCUUCAGAAGGCAAUUGAUGCUGUUGUACUGGUAACAGGAGAGCCACUGUCAGUAAAACCAGCACGUGUUGUAGCUGGACAUGAACCUGAAAAAACCAAUGAAUUACUUCAAGCAAUUGGAAAGUGUUGCUUAAAUAAGCUGUCCAGUGAUGAUGCUGUAAAAAGGAUCUUAGCUGGGGAAAGAGCUGAUGCUAAAGGAAAACCUCCCUUGUCUAAAUCUCGAGAUAAAGAAAACAGAGAAUCCAGAGCAGAAGAGCAAAGAAGCCGUAGAGAUAAAGAGGGUAAAGGGGACUCUGAAAUUAGAGACAGAAGCUCAAGCAGAGACAGAAAACCCAAAGAAGAUUUGAAAGAAGAGAGCAAAGAAAGAGAAAAAGAAAGUGAUAAACAUAAGGAUAAUGAAGACAGGCACAAAGACCCUGAAAGGGACAACUUUAAGGAAGGGGAAAAACAAGAAAGGGAGAGGAACAAAAGCAGAACAACCAAGGAAGGAAGAGAAACAGAAAAAAACAAAGGAAAAGGAGAUAUAGAACGAGAAAAAGAUCUUGAACGUGAUAAAGGACGGGAAAGGGAGAAAAAAAAAGAAGGAGGAAGAGAAAAAGACAGACUGAAAGAAAGAGACAAAGAUAAGGCUAGGGAAAGAGACAGAGACAGAGAAAGGGGAAAAGACCGGGAAAGGGAUAGACGAAGGGACAGAGGAAAAGAUGGGGAACACUCAAGAGAACAUGGAAAGGAUAAAGCAGAGAAAAAGUCCACAGAUUCUGAGGAACCUGUACUUAGAAAAAUGGAGAGGCCAACUAAAGACAGCAAGUACCAGCCAGAUAAUGAGAGUGAAAGUCCUACAGGAAUAUCAAGGCAGCCUUCAACCAAAGGAUCAAGGCAGCGCAUCAAACCUGGAGGAGAAGGAACAGUGGAGACUAAUAGCCUGGCAGAUAAGAUUUCAGAGGACAAUGCUGCUAAACUGCAAGAGAAAGCAGAAUCAGCACUUGCAGUAAAACAGAAAGAAGGAGAAGCAGAGAACAUGGCUCCUGAAAAGCCUGCAGCAUCUGAAAAUGGCAAAGUACCUAAUGAUCUUCCACCUCAGGUUAUCCAAAGACGAAUUCCGCGUCCUGGCAGUGCAAGACCAGCGCCACCGCGAAUAAAACAUCAGGAAAGCACAGAGGCCUUACUUCCCGAAAGGAAUAAUAGUGGAAAAACAGUCUCAAAUUUGAUCACAGACCACCAAAAUUCUGAUGACGACGAUGACCAGUUUGUGGUGGAGGCAGCACUGCCGCUGCCAGAGAUGCCAGAGAUGGAAACGGAGCCAGAAGUGCAGCUGGUUGAGGAUGAAAAGCAUGGUGGGCUUGUAAAAAGAAUCCUAGAAACAAAGAAAGAUUAUGAGGCAUCUCAAAAAUCAUCGAAGACUGCAGAGAAGGAGAAGCCCUUUGUGUCAGAAGCAGCUAGGAAGAAAGAGAGAGACUUAGUAGCCAAAGAAAUCGAGAAGUUGCAGGUCUCUAUUCAGACACUAUGUCGGAGUUCCCUUCCGCUUGGCAAGAUCAUGGAUUACAUUCAGGAGGACAUGGAUGCCAUGAAGAACGAAUCACAGAUGUGGCGGCACGAGAACAGACAGCUUGCAGAAGCUCUGCAGAAAGAGCAAAGUAUCACAGACAGUGCUGUAGAGCCCUUAAAAGCUGAACUGGCUGAACUGGAACAGUUGAUUAAAGACCAGCAAGACAAGAUCUGUGCUGUAAAAGCUAAUAUUUUAAAGAAUGAAGAAAAAAUUCAGAAGAUGAUUCUUAGCAUAAACCUGUCUUCAAAAAGGUGAAGAAGAGAACAAAAAGCAUUGGGACUGACUGGCACUCCUACCAAAUAAAAACAAAAUAGCAGAGAAAAAUUAAGAUAUACCUUGUUCAAAUAUAAAAUUGUUAAGGACCAGAAGCCUAAACAGUAUAUGAAAUCCCAUUAGUACAUUCAUCUUUAGAGGUUGAUAUUGCCGAGGAUAAAAUUAUAUUUAUUUGAAUACACAAGUUACAGAGCUAUUAAAAUAAGUUGUUUCUUUCGAUGUGAACUGUUGUUGCUUACUUGCCAGGACUUUGCAGCCCCCUUUUCAUGCCUGGCCUCUUCAGGGCAAUUUCUGAGCCAGCCCUCUUUGCAUCCCUUUCCUUUCCUCAUACCCACUGAGGUUACUUUCAAACAUGCUGUCAAGGAAAAGGAGUUUUAGGGGAGUUUUUUGCCCCCUUAAAAACUGUUUCAGAUACCUGCAGGUUAGAAAGUUCCAUAAUCCUGUUCAUUAUUUACAGGUCUUGUAAAGAAAUCUGUAAAAGAAUGCCUCAAGAUCAAGAAGUAAAGCCUUGUGUAGCGAGCAGUUCUUUGCAUCAUUACAAAGAUGAUGUCAAAGAUUUUCAGAGCUAUCAGGAAUCUUAUUAGGACCCAUUAAAAAUGCAGUAUGAGCAUCACCAUGUAAGGGAGCAAAAGUAUUUUAUCUGUACAGGUGUUAAUUCAAUUUUUAUUGCAUAUGUUCAUUUGGAAAGGAUUAAUUUAAGUACCUGUUUCCUCCCCAAUGCAUGUUCCUGUAGCUUUUUGUAUGUGAAUAAUUUCACUGAUUUUUUUUUUCUUUUAGUCAACUACAGAUGUCUGUACUGUUUUCCUACUGACCUUUGAGUGUAUUGCAUGUCCAGCCUUACUUAUUCCUAAAUCUACAAAGCGUAUUAGAAUAGACACAACUAUAUGGUGCUGCACUGAGCACAGAAGGCUUUACUUCCCUGCAAGGCUAUUCUCUGAAGACUUUUACAAUGUGCAAAUACAUCUUCUAUUUGCAUGUUGUUUGGAUUAUGUAGGAACUGGUAGUCUCCUCUUUUUUUUUUUUUUCCCCCUUUAAUUGAGAAAUUUUUUUUUUUUGGUGGCAUCUUGCCCUUUUAAAAUACAAUUUUAGUGAGGGCUCCUAAGUAUGACUUAGUAGGCAUAAUGAGAGAGAUUUGUUUGAAUAAAUCUCAGCUUUUGGUCUUAUCAUAUUCUUACUUACAGAGACUUCUAAGGGCUUACUGAAAACUUUAGAGUAGUUCAAAGCAGUGUUUCACUUAUCUAAGCCCAAUGAAAACAGCUGCAGUCUAAAUUGUCUAAAAAAAUUGUGUGGGCAUGCACUUGUUACCUUUAAGUUAUUGGUUCACUCUUUUCUGGGUUCAUGUAUUCUUCACUAUGAUGAGUUUUGGUGUGAUAUUUUAACGCGGUUGAAUUGUUUGAACAGAAUAUUCAUUUAUCAAUAACUGUUACAAAUACCACUUUGUUUUGCUUUUAGCAUGUAAUAUAAGCAAAAUUAUUCAUUUGAAUGCUUUUCCUGAAAACCAAUGUGAAAACUACCAAGAUCUCUGAUAACUUAAAGCAAGAAUAGGCAGAGGAAUCCUAGAUAAAGUCUUGAGUUAUUCUGUAACUAUACCCUGUAUGAUGCUUGGCAUUUGGGUAUCAAAGAUUAAUUGCAAUAUGUUUCAUGCCAUAAGUCCACUGCAGUUCUUCACAUUUGCUUAGACUUCUUGCUUCAUAUGUAAAUACGGCUAGGACUGUUUUUGUAGAAAAGUAUAACAAGUACACUGUAAUGUGAGUGCAACUGUACAGAGUAUCAAAUUGUAUCAUAAAAAAAUAUUUUUCUUUUAUAUAAAAUCAUUAAAAAUUAUUACCUAUUUUUCUAGGAA
Messenger RNA from Dromaius novaehollandiae (emu), 4099 nucleotides. RefSeq names its product TRAF3 interacting protein 1 (gene IFT54). Gene Ontology annotation, cellular component: ciliary basal body; intraciliary transport particle B; axoneme. The coding region runs from base 223 to 2238 and encodes 671 amino acids. NCBI's taxonomy places the organism in Eukaryota, Metazoa, Chordata, Aves, Casuariiformes, Dromaiidae. The transcript is spliced from 16 exons. Gene Ontology annotation, molecular function: microtubule binding. The record is from RefSeq and is a predicted model, not a curated record. Gene Ontology annotation, biological process: regulation of microtubule cytoskeleton organization; intraciliary transport; cilium assembly.